UUGGUCUAGAUUCACGCCAUACAUAUGCUUCUCUCUCUUUUAGUUAACUUUCUCUCACUUGUCGGUGUAGACUUACAGAGAGAAAGGGAUCUCACAGCUUCUCCACUCUAAGCCACACGCUUCACCUUCCUUCGACGUUAAAACAAAACCAACCUCUCUCUAAUUUCUUAUUAGGGUUCCAUUCCGAUCUAAGGAAAUGCAACCGCUUCUCGCUGAAUUGCUCAAACGUCGUCGUUCUGAACAGUAGCUGUAUUGCUGGUGAUUUAUGCUGGAAUUGGAGUUUGGUUUAUUCAAGUGUAUGAAGGAAUUGGUGAGACAUUUGCGCUGGGAUUUUAGUUUGGUUAUUCGGAGCAGAGGUAGAUGGGGCAAAUGCGGCUGAUUCCUUCUUCUUCUUCUUCUUGUUAUUGAGAUAGCUCGAGACGGAUAUUUUUUUUCAAUUCUUUAUUUGAUCUCAGUCGGCUUAAAACGCCGUCGUUUUGAUCCACUGCGUGUGUUUUUUAAUUGAAAUUUUGGCAGCUCUGAAAUGCAGCAGCAGCAGCAAGAUCAAAGGAAGAAGAAUUCAGCAGAGAUGGAUUUCUUCUCCGAGUAUGGUGACGCCAAUAGGUACAAAAUUCAAGAAGUUAUUGGAAAAGGCAGUUAUGGAGUUGUUUGUUCAGCAAUUGACACUCACACUGGUGAAAAAGUGGCAAUAAAGAAAAUACAUGAUAUUUUUGAACACAUUUCAGACGCUGCUCGUAUUCUUCGUGAGAUAAAGCUGCUUAGACUACUAAGACACCCUGAUAUUGUGGAGAUUAAACAUGUUAUGCUCCCACCGUCAAGAAGGGAGUUUAAAGAUAUUUAUGUUGUCUUUGAGCUAAUGGAGUCGGAUCUACAUCAAGUUAUAAAAGCCAAUGAUGACUUGACCCGAGAGCAUUAUCAGUUUUUUCUUUAUCAGCUUCUUCGUGCUUUAAAGUAUAUCCACACAGCAAAUGUCUAUCACCGAGAUUUAAAACCUAAGAAUAUUUUGGCAAAUGCGAAUUGUAAACUUAAAAUUUGUGAUUUUGGACUAGCAAGAGUUGCUUUCAAUGAUACACCCACAACAAUAUUUUGGACGGAUUAUGUUGCUACACGAUGGUAUAGAGCUCCUGAACUCUGUGGAUCAUUUUACUCAAAAUAUACCCCAGCAAUUGAUAUAUGGAGCAUAGGCUGCAUCUUUGCUGAAGUACUAACUGGGAAACCACUCUUUCCUGGAAAAAAUGUUGUUCACCAGCUGGAUUUGAUGACAGACCUGCUCGGUACUCCAUCACUAGAUACAAUAUCAAGAGUUCGAAAUGAAAAGGCAAGGAGAUACUUAACAAGCAUGAGGAAAAAGCAGCCUGUGUCAUUUGCACAGAAAUUUCCAAAUGCUGAUCCUUUGGCAUUGCGGCUGCUGGAAAGGCUCCUUGCAUUUGACCCAAAAGACCGACCGACUGCUGAAGAGGCAUUGGCAGAUCCUUAUUUUAAAGGAUUGGCAAAAGUUGAGAGAGAGCCUUCUUGUCAACCAAUAACAAAGAUGGAGUUUGAGUUUGAGAGGCGGAGAGUUACAAAGGAGGACAUACGAGAGCUAAUUUUCCGAGAGAUACUGGAAUACCAUCCUCAAUUGCUUAAGGACUAUGUAAAUGGAACUGAGAGGACGAACUUUCUUUACCCAAGUGCUGUUGAUCAAUUUAGAAAGCAAUUUGCACAUCUUGAGGAGAACAAUGGUAAAAGUGGUGCUGUAACUCCUCUUGAAAGAAAGCAUGUAUCUCUUCCUAGGUCUACAAUUCUUCAUUCAAACACGGUUCCUCCUAGAGAACAAACCAUCACUUCCUUGAGAGAUCGGCCGUCUGUAGACGAAACAUAUAACAAUAAUUCCCGGGAUUCUGGGGGAAUUCAUGUAAAUAUAUCAGCCCUGCAAUCACAACAAAGAAUUCCGCUUGAUAAAUUAGGAAAAGCUGGUGGGCCAGUUGCUGCAUAUAACAAUGGAAGUAUAAUGAAAGAUGCGUAUGACCCUAGAACAUAUGUCAGAGGCAGUGUCGUCCCUCAGGCUGCCGUUCCUUCAUUUGCCUACCAAAAACUGAGCGGUGCGAAGCAAGAAAGAUCUACAUUUGAAACUCAGGGGGACAUGUCUUCACAAAAACAAGUACAACAAUGCGGUAUGGGAACGAAUAUAGGGGCUCGAUUUGCACCAGAUAUAGCGAUCAACAUUGACUCCAACCCCUUUUUUAUGACCCGGGCGGGGAUGAAUAAGGUAGAACAUAUUGAUGAUAGAAUUACAAUCAAUGCGAGCUUGUUGCAGGCCAAGGGUCAGUAUGGCGGAAUUGGUACUGCUGCUUCUGCUACAACUGCUGCCGUACAUAGAAAAGCGGGACUAUUCAAUGUGGCAUGAGAAAGCUAUAUUAACGGACCAAGGAGUUGCGAGUCUCCAUAACAAUUUAUGAGAUCGUCUAAUCAUUAGGUUUUAUCAUGAGAUCGUGAAAAUCAUACUCAAAUGUAUAUUAUUGAAUUUAUGUUUGAACAUCGAGAAAAAAAGAAAAAUAAAAAUUAAAAGAUAAACAUUAGCGUGCACAUGAUGGAGCCCUUUUUCUGGCUUGGUUUUUGGGGGCUGCUUUAAAAUUAAAUACGAACCUUUAAUGGAAUGAAAAUAAUUUCAAAUGCUUCAUAUAGCAAAAAUUGUUAGCUCCGGCAGUGGAUUUGUUGGUUUAAAUUUACACCAGCAGUAGCAGAAUUACUUGUAAGAUGCUAUAAUUUCCUAAUCGUUCAUAUUUUACAAUUAUUUACGUUCAUA
Molecule: messenger RNA, 2785 nt
Organism: Mercurialis annua (annual mercury)
Lineage: Eukaryota; Viridiplantae; Streptophyta; Magnoliopsida; Malpighiales; Euphorbiaceae
Product: mitogen-activated protein kinase 20-like
Exons: 10
Coding region: 524-2386 (620 amino acids)
Biological process (GO): protein phosphorylation; intracellular signal transduction
Cellular component (GO): cytoplasm; nucleus
Molecular function (GO): MAP kinase activity; ATP binding
Source: RefSeq, a predicted model, not a curated record